ACUGAAUAAAGGAUAAAUGGAGGUAGCCAACGCCGCCGGCGCCGAUGGAGACGUUAACACCGCCGGUACUCUGAUCAUCGUGAAUAUAAAGUUCAGCGGACGAUCAAUAUCAUUGGAUAUCUCUCUCGAUUCAUUCGUUAGAGACCUCAAGUUUCAUCUUCAGCCUCUCACCAAUGUUCUUCCGCAAAACCAGAAGCUCAUCUUCCAAGGCAAGCUUCUUGUGGAUGACAUGACACUUAGGAGUUCUGAAGUGAUUAAUGGGGCUAAAAUCAUGCUUAUUCGUUCGCAAGGUCUACACCAAGGGGUUCCUCCCGUUAAAAGGGACGCUUUGGCAUCCUCUAAGUUGAAGGCAGUAAUGGAAAAUCAGAACAGUGAAAAUGAGAUUCGUUUCCUAAAGGAUUUUGAGCAUUGGAAAGCAUCUGGAGUCAUUGCAUUAUCAGACUGCCUUUUGGAAGUAUGUAGACCUGAUGCAUUGUUCUGGGAGGACAUUCCUGAUAUAGUUUAUGCUGGUCGAACUUUCGCAACAGUACUAGAUCUAAGCUACAACUUUCUACAAGAGGUGCCGUUUGCAAUUAACUAUUUCCAAUCCCUGCAGAAAUUGCUUUUGAAUAGAAAUGAAUUAGGAGAUGACUCAAUUAGCUGGGCAGGACUAGCAUCUUUGAAAUCUCUUACAAAUUUGUGCCUAAGCCACAACAACUUUUGCAGUUUGACAACUUUGCCUUCAACAUUGGGAUUUUUGACUUCCCUGAAGCAACUUGAUGUUGCAAAUAACAAGCUAACAUGUCUCCCAAGUGAAAUUGGACAGUUACCUCAGCUUGAAAUGUUGAUGGCAAACCACAAUAGUCUAUCCACUAUUCCGACAUGCAUUGGCAACUGUAUCUCACUCGUCGAGGUGAAUCUUUCGACAAAUCUUUUGACAGAGUUGCCGGAUGCUUUUGCCAAUUUACAUAAUUUGAAGGUUCUUACUCUUAGCAACAACGUCGACCUUAAGUACCUCCCAAAAACCCUGUUUAAAAUGUGCAAACAGCUCUUAACCUUGAACGUAUAUGACACAGAAAUUACCAUUGACCUUUUAAGACAGUUGGAAGGAUGGGAUCGAUUUGAGUUGAGGAAGAGAAAUAACAGGAUUUUUGAAUUGGGGGAAUCUGCUGAAUUUGCGUUGGAGGACGACGAGAAAUAAUAACAGAGCUGUUGAUUUUCUGCACCUUUCAAGGUAAAUAAAUAAGGUGAUAUAGACUGAUCUAAUCAAUAAAUAUCAACAUAAUUGGACAGAUGUGACCUGAACUAGUAGUAUCUGCCAUUGUUUUUUUUAGAAACAGCAAUAUACUGA
This is a messenger RNA of Impatiens glandulifera, 1330 nucleotides long. Its product is annotated as LRR repeats and ubiquitin-like domain-containing protein At2g30105. The record is from RefSeq and is a predicted model, not a curated record. NCBI's taxonomy places the organism in Eukaryota, Viridiplantae, Streptophyta, Magnoliopsida, Ericales, Balsaminaceae. The transcript is spliced from 11 exons. Gene Ontology annotation, molecular function: protein binding. Bases 17 to 1180 code for a protein of 387 amino acids.